Molecule: messenger RNA, 654 nt
Organism: Peniophora sp. CBMAI 1063
Lineage: Eukaryota; Fungi; Basidiomycota; Agaricomycetes; Russulales; Peniophoraceae
Source: the annotation of a GenBank genome assembly
AUGCAACAUCUCCUGCGCCCCUUCGACCCGAUGCAGCUAUCGCCGCCUAUGUGGUAUCAGCCCGCGCCUUCGAUGUACUACUCCUCGCCGCCGUCAAUACCGCCAUCGCAGACUUACGCCGCACACAACUUUCUGCCACAACAGUCUUGCGGACCGUCACGUCUACAACUGUGGCAGCUACCGCAGGCAGCAUUCACCUUUUCGGUGCCCCACUCAGCCUUCUCCCGCCAUGCUGGGUCCGUGCCCGAUAGACUCAGCGUUCCUGAACUUGAGCCCUCAUCCACUCCUUCGGAGCCCGGCUCUCCCGCUCAAGCACCCCCCACUCCGAACCCUCCGGUAGCGCAUGUCGUUUGCAAUGUCCCUCUACGAGCGCCCAAGCCGCUACCGUACCGCCCACCCGCAUUUUUGAAUAGCUUUGAACUGCCCGAUCCCGACGCGGACCUUUCACGCCCGCCAUACACCUGCGCAGCAGGCUCCAAGCGGAAACGCUGCGAUGAGGCACUGCAGAACGAGCCGACGGAUACCGAUGACCGGUCAAGCGGCUACACCGGAAAGCGACGAGCGACCGAGCACGCCCACCCAACCACUGUACAAUAUCCAACACAACAUCAUCUUGCCCGCGCAUCUGCACACGACACGCAUUUUGUCCCGUAG